This is a messenger RNA of Colletotrichum godetiae, 1768 nucleotides long. RefSeq names its product Sulfide:quinone oxidoreductase/flavo-binding protein. The transcript has a single exon. The record is from RefSeq and is a predicted model, not a curated record. Gene Ontology annotation, cellular component: mitochondrion. Bases 147 to 1505 code for a protein of 452 amino acids. NCBI's taxonomy places the organism in Eukaryota, Fungi, Ascomycota, Sordariomycetes, Glomerellales, Glomerellaceae. Gene Ontology annotation, molecular function: FAD binding; sulfide:quinone oxidoreductase activity.
UCUCAGGCGCUGUACUUACCUUACUUGAGGUGGCUCAUCCCUCUGCUUUAUCAUCACGACUUAUCGUGGUCCAAUCCUUCCCAAAAAGUAACGCCAUCACCUGUUCUGCAAAGUUUUCACAUCAAGCCUUCUUCAUUCACGCCAAGAUGCUUGCCAGUCGCGUGACUUUGGCAUCUCGCCAUGGCAGCCGCGCCCAAUUUGCUGCAAAGACUCCCGAUAUCCGGAAACUUGCGACAGUAGCCCCCGUGAGCUCUGCUGCUCGGAACCAUAAGGUUGUUGUCGUCGGGGGAGGCAGUGCCGGUCUCACUAUUAGCCACCAGCUGUUGCGAUCUGGUCGAUUUUCUCAGGAUGACAUUGCAGUCGUCGACCCGGCCGAAUGGCACCAUUAUCAACCUGGCUGGACGUUGGUUGGCGGUGGCCUGAAGUCGAAGCAAGAAUUGCGAAGGCCACUCGAGAGUCUGGUUGACCCCAAGCUUAAGUUCUACAAGCAGGGAGUGAGCUCUUUCGCACCCGAAGACAACAACAUCAAGCUUGGAAAUGGCGAUAAACUUGGCUAUGAGCAGCUCGUUGUCGCUCCCGGUAUCAACAUCGAUUACGGCAGCGUCAAGGGCCUGCCCGAGGCUCUUGCAGACCCGGGCUCUCUUGUGUCUUCUAUCUACGGCUAUGAUACUUGUGACAAGGUCUUCGGCACCUUCGGAAGACUUCAGAAAGGGAAUGCAAUCUUUACCCAACCUGCCGGCGUGAUCAAGUGUGCUGGCGCACCCCAGAAGAUCAUGUGGCUUGCCCUCGACUACUGGAAGCGUGCAGGCUUGUAUGACCCCAAUGACCCUGCAAGCUCGCCCAUCAAGAUCAGCUUCGCCACUGGCCUACCCACUAUGUUUGGUGUCCCCAAAUACAGCGCAAAGCUUGAAGAAUUGCGCAAGGAGAGGGGCGUCGAGGGGCUCUUCCAGCAUGAUCUCCUUGCCGUGGAUGGUAACACAGCCACCUUCGGACGCCCUGAUGGAAAAGAGAAGGUCACAAAGCAGUUUGACCUCAUGCAUGUCGUUCCGAAGAUGGGGCCCCAUACUUUCGUCAAGAACAGCCCUCUCGCCGAUGCCGCUGGCUAUGUUAGUGUCGAUCAAGCAACAACCCGUCACACCAAAUUCCCCAACGUCUGGUCGGCAGGUGAUGCAUCCAGUCUACCCACCUCUAAGACCGCCGCAGCAAUUACAUCCCAGGCUCCCAUUCUUGUCAGCAACCUGCUGCGGUCUUUGGAUGGCGCCGAGCCUCAACCUUCGUACGAUGGCUAUACGUCAUGCCCGAUCCCUACCGAAUAUGGCAAACUUUUGCUUGCCGAGUUCAAGUAUGGUGGAGUUCCCAAGGAAACUUUUGGCGAUCUUAUCGGAUUUGAUCAAGCAGUUCCCCGACGUGCGUUUUACCACUUGAAGAAGGACUUCUUCCCGUGGGUUUACUAUACGUCCAUGGUCAAGGGAACUUGGGGUGGACCCAACGGCUGGAGAAACUGAUCUCGCAAUUUGAGCAUGUGUAUCAUGUACUAGCUAUGUAUUCCUGAGAGUAGUUUGGCGACAAAAGUCUUGAAUCCGCAUUCGUUUCUGAUCGACCUUAAAGAGCUCUCAAUCCUGGCUAUGUUGUUCAAUUGCCAGAUCAAUUUCGCUUGCUUACAGCCCCUCCGAGGGCAUGCACUAUCCCAUUAGGUGAUAGGCACGGCGUCGGUACAUUGGAUCGCGAAAACAAUCAGGAAUAUAGUCAAUCAUGCGUUAAUACAGCA